CUGGAAAACAGAUUGAGGAUAGAUAAGAAUUAGGUGGACUACAUGAAAGCCAUAAUCAAAAAAAGAGCCUAGACAUUAUAGUUCAAGAAAUUAUAAAGGAAAACUGCCCUGAUAUCACAGAAGCAGAGGGUCAAAGAAAUAACUGCCCCUCACCCCCCCCAGCCAACAUGGGUCACAUUCAGACCAAGACCGUGAAGAAGGUGACGUGGGUCAUCAUCGAAAAGUACUACACCCGCCUGGAUAACGACUUCCACACCAACAAGCGUGUGUGCGAGGAGAUAGCCAUCAUCCCCAGCAAGAAGCUCCGCAACAAGAUUGAGGGAUAUGUUACUCAUCCAAUGAAGUGUAUCCAGAGAGACUCUGGGAGGGGUAUCUCCAUCAAAUUGCAGGAAGAAGAAAGAGAAAGGAGGGAUAGUUAUGUCCCUGAGGUCUUUGCUUUGCAUCAGGAGAUCACUGAAGUGGACCCUGAUACCAAAGAAAUGUUGAAACUGCUGGACUUUGGCAGUUUGUCCAACCUGCAAGUUACCCAGCCCACAGUUGGGAUAAACUUCAAAACACCAAGAAGAGCUGUUUAAUGUUUACUUUUGUGUUCUUUCCAAUAAACUUGAGAACCCCCCAAAGAAACUGAA
Messenger RNA from Dromiciops gliroides (monito del monte), 629 nucleotides. RefSeq names its product 40S ribosomal protein S17-like. Gene Ontology annotation, biological process: translation. Lineage: Eukaryota; Metazoa; Chordata; Mammalia; Microbiotheria; Microbiotheriidae. Gene Ontology annotation, cellular component: ribosome. Gene Ontology annotation, molecular function: structural constituent of ribosome. The transcript has a single exon. Bases 168 to 575 code for a protein of 135 amino acids. The record is from RefSeq and is a predicted model, not a curated record.